CACCUAGAAUCCUUAUUGGUCCGGUAGCUCGUCAGAAAUAGUGCUUUCAAGAUUUUGCUUGUAGCUGUAUUCUACGUACUGCUCGUAUUCUACGUGCCUUCAGAAUCUGGUGAAAAAGUCACCCUCGGUAUUGGUGCGCUUCUAUCAAUGAUCGUCUUCCUCAUGACAAUAAGAGAGACCCUACCUCCAACAGAAAAGACGCCUCUCAUUAGUAUGUACUAUGGCGUUAGCAUCUGUUUAGUAACGUUGGCGUCUGGUUUGUCCGUGGUCACUCUCAAUAUAUACCACAGAGGAGUACGAGGAACGAAGGUUCCAGGGAUCAUCAAAGCUACGAUGCUUGGCAAACUAGCGCGAUGUCUAUUUCUUCAGUUCGAGCCAAGAAAAAAAAAUUCCCAGGUGCUGAAAUGUUUUAGCUCUCUGCUCUUGAGUGGCGGAAGAGAGUAGCAGUGCAGUCUUGAACGGACGGGCGAGCCAAAGGAAGAGCAGCCAAAGAAAGGAAUCAAGAAAGGAAGCCAAGAAAGGAGAGCAAAGGAAGGAUGGGAGUGCUCGUAGUGAAAGAAACAUCCUUAGACGGGCGUGUCUCUUGAAGCAUAAGGAAAGCAGCCUUAGACGGGCGUGCCAGGUUAGUAGGGUAAAAAAUGA
This is a messenger RNA of Bemisia tabaci, 642 nucleotides long. The record is from RefSeq and is a predicted model, not a curated record. NCBI's taxonomy places the organism in Eukaryota, Metazoa, Arthropoda, Insecta, Hemiptera, Aleyrodidae.